CACCGUCGCAAGUGGCUGACCCGCCACUCGGCUAUCAGCUUCAGUGGAACAAACACCUGUGAACAGACAGUGACCAUGAGUUUCAAAGACAAGGUGGUGAUAGUGACCGGAGCCAGCUCCGGCAUCGGAGCGGCGACGGCCGUGAGCUUCGCGGGCCAAGGAGCCAACGUGGUCUUGGUAGCAAGAAACCAAGCCAAGCUCGACAAUGUCACCAGCUUGUGCUUCGAAGCUGGCAAGAAACCUCUAGUCAUCAACGCUGAUGUCGUCAAAGAAGAGGACGCGAAGAGGAUUAUAGAAGAAACGCUGAAAGCCUACGGUAAAAUCGACGUGCUGGUCAACAAUGCUGGUAAAAACACCACAGUCACCUUCGGAAGCCAAGACACGAUGGCGGCACUUGAUGACGUCAUGACGCUGAACUACCGCGCGGUCGUUCACCUCACCUACCUAGCCCUGCCGUACCUGCUCCAGUCCCAAGGAAACAUCAUCAACGUAUCCAGCAUUGCGUCAACAAAAACCUUCCCUAACGGCUGGGCGUACUGCCCCUCCAAAGCCGCUGUGGAUAGCUUCACGAAGUCCCUAGCUCUGGAACUAGGUCCUAAAGGCGUCCGAGUGAAUGCUGUCAACCCUGGGCCGGUGAAGACGGAUAUCAUAGACAACAUGGGGAUACCCGGGUCGGUGUCUGACAAGGUUUGGGAGAGCAUGAAGGCAAUGACUGCGCUGCACCGAGUGUCGGAGACCCAGGAGGUGGCUGAUGUCAUUCUGUUCCUCGCCAGUGAUAAGGCUAGGGGUGUGACUGCGUCCAGGUGGAUCACUGACAACGGAGCUCAGGCCAUGUGAUGUACUAUUCUAUUUACGUCUUGACAACCCUGCGUCCAUGACUCGACAUAUCCGACGUUGAAUUUCUCCCUCGUUGUCCAGUUGUUAUCAGCGAAUGGUAAGGGGACAGGAUUGUUAUGAUUCCACUAUUAUAUUUAUUAUCAAUUAUUUGAUUUAAGUAACAGCACGGUUAUGUAUAAAUUGGUAUACUACUUAAUUAAAUUAUUGUUACUAGAACUA
Molecule: messenger RNA, 1056 nt
Organism: Plutella xylostella (diamondback moth)
Lineage: Eukaryota; Metazoa; Arthropoda; Insecta; Lepidoptera; Plutellidae
Product: 3-oxoacyl-[acyl-carrier-protein] reductase FabG
Source: RefSeq, a predicted model, not a curated record